UAGUCUUUGUAGCGGUCCGGGCUCCUCACUCAGGCUGUGCCCGGGGUCAUUCACAGUCACGGCGGCUGACAGCUCGGCACGGGAUGCAGGCUGUGAGGGCUCAGUUCGUUUGUGACCUAUGACUGAGGAAGAGAAGAAAUGGAGAAGGAGGCAAGCCGUCUGGAAAGAGCUCAUGUCCACAGUGUUUAUGAGCAGAUCGCUCCUUACUUCAAUGACAAGCGCUACAAAGCUUGGCCGAAGGUACAGGAGUUUCUACUGGAGCAGGAGCCCGGGAGCCUGAUUGCUGAUAUAGGAUGUGGAAACGGAAAAUAUCUUCAUAUCAACAAUAAGUCCUUCAAAGUGGGAUGUGACUAUUGUUUUCCACUGGCGGAUUCUGCACGAAAUCAUGGCUAUGAAGUAAUGGUGUGCGAUGGACUUAAUCUACCUUACCGUGCCGGCUGCUUUGAUGCUGCUCUUUCCAUAGCAGUGAUCCAUCAUUUCUCGACUAAGGAGCGUCGCAUUCAAGCUAUUAAAGAGAUAUCUCGGAUUUUGAAAUUUGGGGGCAAAGUGAUGAUUUAUGUGUGGGCAAAAGAGCAGAAGAAGAGAAGAUUUGAGAAGCAAGAUAUUCUUGUUCCAUGGAAUUUGGAACCAAGUGCACCAGACCUCUCCUCUGAGGACCUUGAGCAAUCCAUGAAACCAUAUCUACGGACAAAUCCUAUAAACAAUCAAUCCAACAGCACGGAUACCACUAUUAAAAUUCACAGCAGUGAAGAACGUUGUUCCUUUAUAAGCGAAAGAGAAACCAAUGGCAAAACAUUUGGAAACCUUUCCAAAUCCAGCAUUCUGUCCAGGUCCCUUGAUUCAGGUUUAGAUGUGGACAGUAAGCGUGACGGUAAUAUCCAAAAGUACCAAGGGCUAUUGGGUAGGUUUUAUGAUUAUUGCAUUCAGAUUACAAUGUCUAAAAGUGGAUCACCAUUUGAGUUGUCCAAGCCUGGUAGUUUUCUAAAACAGAUUGGUGACUUCUUUCCCAGACAUAUACAAAACUUUGAUGGAACUGUUUUCAGACAAACUGAAUCACCAAUUCAGCCACUGCAAAUUAUGAGUUCCAAUAUUGAUCACCCAACUAGAGUGGAUGUAAUCAAGGCAUACAGUAAAGUUCCUUUACCAGAUCUGGUUGAUAGUCAUCAUAGUAAACCUCCGAAAUGCACUGCAAAUUAUGCAGAACCUUACAAAACCGGGUCCAAAAAACAAUGUGACAAUGCAGACUUGGAAUGCGAGGUGUUUUCAGGAAACCCCCAUAAACCAGAAAGUAGUAAUAAUAAAUGUUUUAGGUACUAUCAUAUUUUUAAAAAGGGAGAAUUAAAAGAACUUAUUGAAAACUAUGUUCCAGAGCUUCAUGUUGUGACAGAUUUCUUUGAUCAUUCAAAUUGGUGUGUUGUUGCUGAAAAAGUUCAAAUUCUGAAGCUCUGAGUCUGUCUAAUCUCAAUUUUUUUUUUAAAGAAACGGAUUUUAUUUGCAAA
This is a messenger RNA of Pelobates fuscus (common spadefoot toad), 1499 nucleotides long. Its product is annotated as probable tRNA methyltransferase 9B. Gene Ontology annotation, molecular function: tRNA binding; tRNA (5-carboxymethyluridine(34)-5-O)-methyltransferase activity; S-adenosylmethionine-dependent methyltransferase activity. The coding region runs from base 139 to 1449 and encodes 436 amino acids. The transcript is spliced from 4 exons. Gene Ontology annotation, biological process: tRNA methylation; tRNA wobble uridine modification. The record is from RefSeq and is a predicted model, not a curated record. Lineage: Eukaryota; Metazoa; Chordata; Amphibia; Anura; Pelobatidae. Gene Ontology annotation, cellular component: cytoplasm; nucleus.